Messenger RNA from Penicillium manginii, 3816 nucleotides. RefSeq lists its product as uncharacterized. Bases 1 to 3816 code for a protein of 1271 amino acids. NCBI's taxonomy places the organism in Eukaryota, Fungi, Ascomycota, Eurotiomycetes, Eurotiales, Aspergillaceae. The record is from RefSeq and is a predicted model, not a curated record. The transcript is spliced from 4 exons.
AUGACAACUGUUCUCUUCGAGGACGUCAAACGCACGGAGCCAUAUGCUCGGUUGGCACGGCCAAAUGGAGCAGAGGCAAAGUCGAGUAUCCUCAAGUCGCCGGGCGCCUGGUGGAACGCAUUAUACGAUGGUUUCGCUAAGAAAAGAAAUGGCUCACGCAGUGUCAUCUUGAUAUGUGCGUCAUUUCUUAAUAUAUUCGGCUUUUUGGCCAUUUCGCCGCUCUCGUCCGCUAUUCUUUUCUCUGAAGACUUGGUGGUGCCCAAAUCCAUUGAGUUCACGAGCUUGACGCCGGUAGAAAAAUCGCCUUUGCCUAUUGACGCGGACCGAACGACGCACUUUCGUACGAUUGCAAAUUUACUCCAAAAUGUAUCGACCUCGCCGUGGAUUACGGAUGAAUAUACGAUUCUCCCCUUCUGGCCAGCCGAUAUGCAAGAUGCCCCGAUUACCUCCUUGCCCACUAGCUCCUCGCAGACAUGGGAAGCAGAGACAACCAUGUUCAAGAGCCAUAUGAACUGUACACAAAUGUCAAUGGACCGACAAAAGGAUACAAGUGUGAAGUACACAAAGGAUGGUGGAAGACUCCCGUCUAUAUCGACAACCUGGUCCUCUCCUGAUGGUUGUGAAUAUGGCCUCUCGGUCGAAAACUCCUUUAAGUCUGGCGGCACACCCCCCCAGUGUCAGAAUCGAGAUAUCAUCAUCUUGGUUGACUCUUCAAAGGCCACAAAUGGGAAUUUCACCGCGCACCUAUGUGACAGCAAAUAUUACAUGGCGAACAUUACAGCAAAGGUCGCUCUUGACGGCGAUGAGCCAGAUGUUUCCUAUGAUGAGACUGAAUUCGAAAAAAAGAAACUCACGAUCCCGGAUGAUAUUCUGAACACAACUCUCUUCCGAGAUCUCACCUUGAAUGCCGAUUGGAAAACUUACAUGGUCUCAAUUUUCUACUCUGACAACAAGAAUUUUGGGGGUCCUGCUAUCUUACUGGGAGCUCUGUACGAUUACAACGUGACUUCCAUAGUCAACGAUUGGAAUUGGAUUCAGUCAGCAGCGAAAGCAAAACAACGAUUUUUUGGUGAAGUAUUACAGGCAGCUUUGACUCGCCAAGGGGCUUCUCAAUACAGCCCCAUCCGGGGCUACAUUCAUGAUAUCGAACCUCGAGUGGUGAUACAAGCUGGGCCAGCUAUAGCUCUGGGGAUCUUACUCGCGGUUUCAUUUUUUCUCAUACUUUCUGUCUGGUGGUUUUCUCGACUACGACUUCGACCACUGCAUUUGGUGGAAGAUCCAGCAUCUACUAUAGGCACAGCCCGCCUGAUUACGCAAACUCGAGCUAAUUGUGGUUUUCAAAGCUUCAGACAGCCAUCUGAAAAAGAACUACAUGAAAAACUCACAGGACAGUGGUUUGUCACGGAUACUCGGGGCCUUUCGCGAACCAGUACCAACGACAUUAUCGGCCACGAGUCUUCUCAGUCGGAAAAUGGAACACCGAAGUUAUUUCGACUUCCUGCACUUAUUUCCCUUGCCACUGUCCUCAUAGUGGGGGUGAUAGGUAUUUCUGUUCUUUAUCAUUUUGCGGAGACCUCGGGGCUAUAUGAAAAGGCAUUUGUCUAUCAGGUACAUGUUUCUUUCAUUAAUAACGGCCUGUCGUCGGUGGCACCAUUUGCAAUGAUUCCUACCAUUAUCGCGACUGCGAUUGGGCUCUGGUGGAGCGCAAUGGAUGACAAUUUUCGUCGGCUGCAACCAUUUCUUGCAAUGUCCAAAGGAAAUCCCCAAGUUUUAAAAGGAGCAGGUCUCUCUUACCGGUCUUCUUUUUGGCUCUGGGCAUGUACAAAGGCUGCUCUAAACAAACAUUGGCUUCUGGCAUUUCUCACCCUUGGAAGUUCUCUUUCACCUGUUUUCACAACUACGAUGUCCGCCCUGUUUGAUCGGGGACCGGGAAUCGUAUCUCAGCCAGUCACUCUUAACCGUACACUAGAGCUCCGUGAAAUUCCAUUUGUCUUUCAUGCAAACCAAUCUCUCUAUCCGGGUAGUUUGAACGAUUACGCAGCCGGGAUCAUUGCAGAUCUUUACAGCAAUCUUUCGACUCAUUGGAUGUAUACCGCAACAGUCCAGCUCACGCUGGAUGGAUCUCAGCCUGCAUGGAGUAAGGAUGGUUGGAGCUUUGUACCAGCUAAGAUGGAUGGUCUUCGCAAUGCUCAGCUGCCAAAUGACCUCGACAAAUCCGAGAAAACCGUUGACGGGGCCCAGUCUAAUGUCUCAUUUAGCACACCUGCCAUGCGAGGCCGAAUUGAGUGCAGCCAGCUCCCGAUACAAGCUAUGAAGAAUCUUUCAAACUGGCUCACUUACAGGGACUUCCAAAAUGAAACUAUAUGGAACAAAUCUACCAUACCCGAAGACCUCACAGGAGGCUUCGAAUUAGGACAAACAUGGGCUAAUAGGGACUUCCCCACCGCAAUCACACCUUUCACAUCCCCUACCAACCUAACGGAUUGUCUUGGAUGUACAACUGUGUUCGCCAAUCCGAGUGAAAUACAAUGCUGUGGCAACAGCAGUAGCAGUACCUGGGAUCCAAGCGUGGUAGUCGGGUACUGGUCGCCAAACGCAAACCCCAAUGCAUGGAACACAAGAUCGUGGCAGCAAAAUUUCACAGCCAAGUUCUUCCACGGUGGCACAGUGACCGGAAUUAAAAGCAACACCAAUCUUAAAACCCCUGACGACCAAUCUGUUGGCAUGGUAUUUCCAAAUCCACCCUCCGCAUCGUUCCUGACCUGCAGGCCACUGGUCGAAUCUGCUACUGCGGAGAUCACAGUCAACCCCGAGAAUGGUGUUAUACAAAGCUUCAAUAUCACAGACACUCCCAAAGAACGACAAAAUGCGUUUUCAGACAACUUCUUGCCACACAACAAAACCCACGCAAGUUCAGAAACUGGUUAUAUGACAUACAAUGUCACAGUGAGCUACGGUCGACUGUUCAUGGCGUCUAUGUUAACCGCUGCCGACACGAUCAACCUGAAAGGUGCCCUUCAUGGCACAGGCUAUACACUUGAAGACCUCAACGACAACACAUACAACAUCCGGGACACAAUCAACGGCCUAAACAUGGACUUCAUGACAUAUUCCAUGUAUUCCAUGGCUGGAAAAGAUCCAACAAAACUCCUCGAUCCAGAUACAUUCUACCACCUCGCACAGAAAACAUUCUCCACAUUCUUCCAACAUUUCGUCAGCAAUGAGAUAUCGAUGGAAACGGGCAGUUGGGGCUAUCAAAAAAUCAAUGCCAGUCUUCCAGAUGAGCUUGGCCCAGCUCUCGAGCUUGUCAACGGGUACCUUCCCGGCAAAACAGCCACUGAAUAUCAGGAUGUUAUGCAGCCUAUCUCCCAUACAAACCGCACGGUAGAAGCUCUCCUCGCCCGCCGUGUGGAGUUCCUCCAGAUGAAUGGUGUCGCAGUCUGGCUCAGUAUCAGCAUAAUGGCUUGGUUGAUCAUAACGACAGUUGUAGUAGCGGUGCUACAGAAGCGCUAUUUCGGCAGUCUCGUUCGGAAUGUGGAAUGCCUCGGCGACGUCUUGGUCCUGAUAGCCGGCAGCGCAAACCUCCUCCAGGUUGUGCGGGAAAUCCAAGCCGGUAGACUUUCACCGGAAAUUUAUGAGCACCUUCGAACUAAACUGGGCUGGUUCGUCGACGAGGAUGGCGGGGUGCGAUGGGGAAUUGAGAUGGAGGAAAGUUAUGGAGAGGGAGCUAGGGUACAUUGGAUUUCUGCUCCCCAUUUCUCAAAGAAGAAGGGUACUAGAAUAUGGAAUCUUCGUGACGAGGAGAGAGAUUUAUAG